UAAUUAUUCCCACCAACCAAUUUUGUUGUUUAUUAAUCUGAAAUUGUUGAUUCUCUUGUUUGUAGUAAAUGUUGAAUGCCAUGUCUAAAGAAGAGAAGAAAAUAGAAGUAACUAGUGCAGUUUACAAAGUUGGUCUUCACUGCCCAAAAUGUGCACAUGAUAUUAGAAAACCACUCUUGUCAACUCAAGGAGUUCAUAGUGUGGAUGUGAAAUUCGAGAAAGAUGAGGUUACAGUAAAAGGUGCUAUUGACGCAAACAAAAUUCACCAACGUUUACAGAAAUGGACUAAAAACAAAGUCCACUUAGUAUCACAGGCCAAGAUUGAAAACGCAAACCAACUCAAAAAGGAAACUAUUAAUACAACGACAUUGAAAGUUUACAUGCAUUGCAACAAGUGUGAAGUUGAUCUAGAGAGGAGGUUACUCAAACACAAAGGUAUAUAUAGUGUUAAAACAAACUUCAAAGCUCAAACUAUAACAGUUGAGACAAUACUUGAGCCUGAAAAACUUGUGACGUAUGUAACAAAAACAUUUGGCAAACACGCAGAAAUCGUAAAGAAGAAAGAAGAGGAAAAGAAGGAAGUAGUGAAAGAAAAAGUAAAAAUUGAAGAAAAAAUUAUUGAAUUUAAGGAAGUGAAGAAAGUAGAGGCAAAAACCAAGGAAGGUGAAAUUCCAUACUUUGUUCAUUAUGUAUAUGGCCCUCAGUGGUUCAGUGAUGACAACCCUAAUGCUUGUUAUGUCAUGUAG
Messenger RNA from Solanum verrucosum, 746 nucleotides. Its product is annotated as heavy metal-associated isoprenylated plant protein 4. Gene Ontology annotation, molecular function: metal ion binding. Lineage: Eukaryota; Viridiplantae; Streptophyta; Magnoliopsida; Solanales; Solanaceae. The record is from RefSeq and is a predicted model, not a curated record. Bases 69 to 746 code for a protein of 225 amino acids. The transcript has 4 exons.